AAAAAAAAACUACAUUUUUCUUUCUCUUCCAUUUCCAUCACAUAUAUAAAUACACCCUUCACCCUUCCUCUUCAAUUCAUCCUUUGCAUUUCAAUCUCUCCCUUCUCUCUCUCCAUACAAAAAUCUCUCCAGUUAGCUCUUUCUCUUCUUCAAAUAAACAAAAUGGAAAACAACCUACCAAUAAUAACAAAGAGAGUAUGGAACAUGAUACGUGUAGCCUUGUUCAUGUUAAGAAAAGGCAUAUCCAAGGGAAAACUUAUGAUGGACCUAAACAUGAUGCUCAAACGCCGCCGCAAGCUCGCCGGAAAAGCCAUCACCAACCUCAUUUUCCCUCACCACCACGGCAGCUCCACCUCAAGAGAAUACGAAUUCAGCUGCAGCAACACACCUAAUUACAAAUUUGUCCUCAACAACAAGCGUCACCACCGCAACAACCACUUCUUCGCGUGUGCUCACGCGCCUCUCACGCAAGACGACGACAUUGUGACCGUUAAUGCUGUUAAGACUAUGUUGGAGAAUAUGGUAAAUAAUCACGAGGUGAUGGUUGAGGCUUCCCCGGCGCUCCCCGGGUUCGGGCGGACACCUAAGGCGAGACAGUUGAGGGUGACUGACUCGCCUUUUCCGGUGGACGACACUGAUACGGUUGCGGAGGUUGACAAGGCGGCCGAAACUUUUAUAAAGAGGUUCUACUCGCAGUUGAGGAAGCAGGAUUGAGUCUGUUUUCAUAAUUUUGAUUUUUAACAUUUAAUAAAUGUUAAUUAUGAUUAUGAUUUUUAAACGUAAAACUGUAGUAAGCAAUUUUGGAUAAUGUUAUGUACUUCUUUGUGGAAGUAGGGGAGACGAUGCAUGUUAAUUAUGUUGAGGAUGAUUAACCUUGUAUGUUUAGUUGUUGAAGUAGGAGAGGAUGGAUAUUAAUUAUGUUGAGGAUGAACGAUAAAAAUAAAAAUGUUAUGAAAAGUUUAAUA
This is a messenger RNA of Lathyrus oleraceus (garden pea), 965 nucleotides long. RefSeq lists its product as uncharacterized. The record is from RefSeq and is a predicted model, not a curated record. The transcript has a single exon. Bases 163 to 714 code for a protein of 183 amino acids. NCBI's taxonomy places the organism in Eukaryota, Viridiplantae, Streptophyta, Magnoliopsida, Fabales, Fabaceae.